ACAUCUAGCGCCUUUUACGGCACUGAGAUCAAAGGUCUGAAGCGUGGCUGAGGAACUUUAUCGUCCCGCCAUAACGUGUGGCAGCCCGCGCUGUCUGUCGGCCCCAGCAGGUGUUAGGUGUGCUUCCCGGUGGCUCGUGUCAUUGUUUUCUCACACCGACAGAGGAAGCAGUCCCACGCGUUUUAGGAGAGCCGGAGAAAAUCGUAAAACAUAUAUUGCCACCGUUGGCUGCAAUCCAAAGUGCUGGCUGAGACUGUGGGAACAUCCAAGGUGUUGAAGACUGUUGAGAAGUAUAAAUGCCUCGCUCCGACAACACUUGGCAUCACAGACACGAGCAACAGCAAGAAAGCGCUUCGACCAUGGCAUCGUAUGAGUGUAACAGAGACUUUCCAGUCGAGAUAAUUCCCUCUUCCUGCGCCAGACAUAGCUUGAAGUGUCGCAAAAUAAUUGUGGAGAAAAUACGACGAGACCGAAUGAACAACAGCAUCGAGGAGCUGAGGACAUUACUUCAAACAAAUCAGUGUCCCGAGCAGCCCAGCGCCAGACUCGAGAAAGCUGACAUUUUGGAGAUGGCCGUGCAAUUCCUGAAGGAACAAGCAUCUUCCAAAUCAAAUGAAAGCUAUCACAGUGGUUUCUCGCACUGUCUGCAAGAAACACUCCGUCACCUAUCUUUGCACGCACCACUGCAACCUGAGGAGAGGGAGCAGAUUAAACGCUUCUACGUUCAUCAGCGGACCAGCAUGCACACGCGCCUGUCAACGGAGCCGCGUGCCCAGUUCUGCAUGCCAUCAAAGCGACAUUCAACAUCAAGAGCGCGGAAAUCUUUGUGGAGACCAUGGUAAAAUGCACCAAGAAAAAUGUCUAUCCCACUGGACUUUGGGGUCCGACAUCAGUUUAAAAAGUUAAACUACAUCGUAUGAAAAUGAUUUUCUCAGCGGUUCACAUUUAGUCUACAUUAGCCUCUGUGUGAUGAGCAAUAAGGUAUUGAGAGAAUUCUCUCAAUUAAGCGUAAUUGCCUUUUGUAAAGGCGUUUUGUGACACCCCCAAGAUCAAACUCAACAAUGAUUGUUUUCGAAUCAUGUUGUAUUGAUGACACUUAUUAAACAUUCCUUGU
This is a messenger RNA of Sardina pilchardus (European sardine), 1114 nucleotides long. Its product is annotated as transcription factor HES-5-like. Gene Ontology annotation, molecular function: DNA-binding transcription factor activity, RNA polymerase II-specific; protein dimerization activity; RNA polymerase II cis-regulatory region sequence-specific DNA binding. The transcript is spliced from 2 exons. Gene Ontology annotation, cellular component: nucleus. Gene Ontology annotation, biological process: regulation of neurogenesis; regulation of transcription by RNA polymerase II; anterior/posterior pattern specification. The record is from RefSeq and is a predicted model, not a curated record. The coding region runs from base 297 to 842 and encodes 181 amino acids. NCBI's taxonomy places the organism in Eukaryota, Metazoa, Chordata, Actinopteri, Clupeiformes, Clupeidae.